This is a messenger RNA of Parnassius apollo (apollo), 858 nucleotides long. The record is from the annotation of a GenBank genome assembly. NCBI's taxonomy places the organism in Eukaryota, Metazoa, Arthropoda, Insecta, Lepidoptera, Papilionidae.
UUGGUGCUCAUACAACACAGAGACAUUGUUUUCAAGAUGGCGCCAAUGUCGAAUGCUGAGAGACAAAGAAAAUACCGUGAAAAAAAUAAAACAAAAUGCAGAAAAAUACGAGGAGAAAAAAAGAAGCAUAGAGAAUACAUGAAAGCUGCUAGAAGACCAAUUGCAGAACUGACUGAAAAAGAAAAGGAAAAAAAGCGACGAGAAUGGAGACUUGCCAAAAAAAAACAAAAAGAAGGUGGUGUAACAAAACCAAAGAACAACAAGUGUUGUGCGUUAAAUGCACGAUUAUGUGAAAAAUUGAAGAAGCGAAUAACAGAUCAAAAGAAAGUUAUAGAUAAUAUAUUGCUGAAGAAACAUGCUUUACAAAAAAACCUAUAUAGACAUAAAAUUAAAAUUGAAGAGCUGCGCAAAUUGAUCUCAAAUUCAGAACGAACGGAAAACAAAUAUUUAAUAAACUCAUCAGAAAGUAAAACCAACAGUGAAUUUGUACCUACAGACAUUAAUGCACCAACUACCUCAUCCGGACUGACCACAACUGACAAAUCUGAAAAUGAAGAUUUACGUGAAAAAACUCCCAUGUCUAAAACAUUAUCCUUUAUAAAUGAAAAUAUUCCAUCCAUAUCCACUCCUGAAAAAAAUAAAGUUAAAAAACAGAUCCUGCAGCUGAAUGUGAUCAGUGCUUCGUUACAGACAGCAUAUGAAAAACAUGACAAUAAAUCAAAACAGAUCCUAAAAGACAUUGUUUCAUUCGAAGCAAUAGAAAAAUAUAAUCUGAAAACUGAUAUUUCGAAAUCAUUGGGACUGAAAGGGAGAGUAAGAAAAUUUCAGAAAAAAGGAAAGGACAUACAAAGAAGCUAA